Boeremia exigua is the source of this 1623-nucleotide messenger RNA. RefSeq lists its product as uncharacterized. The record is from RefSeq and is a predicted model, not a curated record. Gene Ontology annotation, molecular function: FAD binding. Lineage: Eukaryota; Fungi; Ascomycota; Dothideomycetes; Pleosporales; Didymellaceae. The coding region runs from base 1 to 1530 and encodes 509 amino acids. The transcript is spliced from 5 exons.
AUGUAUUUACCACGAGCAUUGCCUCUGUGGUUGCUUGUUCCAACCGUGAAUUCGUUGAUAGUUCAGCGCGAGCCAAUUUCAUCUAGUUGUCAAACGGCCAUCUUCCAGUGCGGCCUCCUGGAGAACGAAUUCGGAUCUGCAGCUUUACACCAUCUCGGACAAGACAACUUCACCCUCUGGGACGCGAAGCAGAAUGAGGUCCAGUACGCUUGUCGUUUUGAGCCUUCCAACAAAACCGACGUUGCUGCUGCUCUUCGUGUUCUGACUAAAACUUGGUGUAAUUUUGCAGUCAAGUGUGGCGGUCAUUCUCGUGAUCCAGAUUUCUCCAAUUCAGUCGGCGGCGUGACUAUUGACCUGAGGCGCAUGAACAAUGUAGAGGUGGCAUUGAACGAGUCUGUCGCAAAGGUCGGUGGCGGAGCUGUUACGGCGGACGUUUAUGCUGCCCUCGAUGCCCGCAACUUGUCUUUUGUCGGCGGGCGCGUAGGCAGCGUCGGCGUAGGUGGCUUCGCUACAGGUGGCGGUACUUCAACACUCUCGUCCCGACAUGGAUGGGCUCUUGACAAUAUCUAUGAGUACGAGUUGCUCUUGCCAAAUGCUACCUUCGUGACUGUGAACGAGCACCAGCACCCUGAGCUUUAUUGGGCUCUUCGUGGCUCAGGAGGCGGCAACUAUGGCAUCGUUACAUCGUUUAUCGUACGAACAUUUCCUCAAGGACCACUGUACGCCGGACGUCGAACCUGGAACGACACAUAUACCGAGCAGGUGGUAGAUGAGCUGUUCGAUCUGUACACCACCCAGGACAAUAACACCAACAUAUCUGCUGAUUUCUACUACGGCUAUAUCCAAGCCAGAGACGAAUUUUCUCCAGCUGGAACUCUGAGGUACUUUGAUCCAAUCGAGAAUCCUCCAGUCUUUUCAUCUAUCGAACGCAUUCCGGCGGUGACGUCAUCGGGACAAAUAAACAGCUUGGGCAGCAUCUCUGGACCAGGCAGUGUAUCAGCCACUCCAGCUCCUUCAAGACAUUUAUUCCAAACUACGACCACCUUCCCAUCUCGUGAAUGGCUAAGAGAAUCAUUGAGGAUCUUUCGUGAGGAGGUGCAAGAUGUUAAGUCCGUAGCGGGUCUGAAUCCGCAACUAAUUACUUACCCAAUCUCAUCGCGCGCUAUACAAGGUAUGACCGAACGAGGAGGCAAUGCUCUCGGUAUAACUAAUACAAAAGGGCCGCUUAUUAUAUGGACGUUGACUGAUGUAUUAGUGACUUUCCUGAGUACCGCUUGGCUAAAUGCGGAAGAUGACGGAAGUGUCGGCAAUUUCUAUGACCGAGUGCUCGCACGCUUAGAGGAUACUUCCAGACGUCUGAACGUUCAUCAUCCUUUCAAGUACGUAGGCUAUGGCAGACUAGGCGAAGAUCCCUUCUCGUCUUAUGGAGCAGAUAAUCGCAAAAGGCUUGUGCAGAUACAAGAGAGCAUCGAUCCACAAGGCAUUUUCACCUCUGCUGGACUUUGCCGCGGCGGAUUCAAGGUUCGCUGAAGAGAAGUGACUUCGGACGCUUGUGUCCAACGAGGACACACAGGGAAGGCGGGCUAUGUGUAAUAAGUUAGCUGAUUUAGUAGGCGUAAGACC